Messenger RNA from Plasmodium fragile, 3927 nucleotides. RefSeq lists its product as uncharacterized. The coding region runs from base 1 to 3927 and encodes 1308 amino acids. Lineage: Eukaryota; Apicomplexa; Aconoidasida; Haemosporida; Plasmodiidae. The record is from RefSeq and is a predicted model, not a curated record. The transcript has a single exon.
AUGGAGAACAACAAAUUUUCCCAAAGCAUAUUCUAUAAAGGGUUUAACGAAAGCAGAGCAAAUUAUCUGAACGUUAAUUCAAAAACAGACUUCGAAAACGAACACAGUUUAAAUAUUUCCUCAACAGUGACUCCGAUUAAAAACGCCAACGAAAAAAGCAGAGCGUUAAAAAUGAAUGCUCACAAGGUGAGUGACUCGAGACAGGCAGGGAACACCAAGAUUAAUCCAAACGAAUUCGUGGGUAAAAUUCAAAGCCACGUAAACCUUAACAGCAUACACUCCAACGCGGGUUAUCCAAACGGGGGGCUCUUAUAUGUGGAGAACAAAAUGGGUGGAGGGAAUGUGAACAGCCACAUAUAUAGCAGCAUGGGGACCGCCCCCUCAGAUCUGGCAACCGCUGACGGGACUGCACACAAGAAUGUAUUCAGCCAAGGGAUCUACCCCGAUGUGAAGGGAUUCGAUAGAGUAGACGCCAAUCGGCUUGACGCGAAUAGGCUGAAUAUGAACACCUUUAGCAACAGCAGGAACGUACCCAUAAAAAGCGGCGAGUAUAUUUUUUCUGGUGCACAACAACACUUGGGGUAUAUGGACACCAAGGAGGGGGGCAAGGGGGGUCCUCCCCCGGUUGGUGCAGGCCGCAUGGGAAGUAACCCCAUUGCGGGGGAAAACCUUUUCGGGGGGCACAUAUUAGGAACACGUGGGAAGGAGAACCAACUGGUGGGUGCGUACUUAAUAAAUCCGGCCAGUGGUGCGCCCAUGCCAACGUCCGGCAAGACCGCAGCGGCGUAUGAGGGCGGCCACACCGAGGCCAGUCGCGUGGACAGCAUGAUGAAAGAUGGCCUAUUUGGCAACAUGUACCGUAGUAUGCAGGCCGGCACCACCUCCAACGUUAAUGCUAUAACAAACACCACCAGCGCAUCACUAGGAAAUACGCAAGGUGCCUUAUCGAACUUUAUUAAUGGCGGAAUGGCCAGGAACAACAACCCCCUCCCCCCAAGUGACACAACCAUGAACCAAGUACCCUUUCAGACAACGGAAAAUCUGAGCAACACUAAGAACCCAAAUUUAAAAGUAUAUGAUAAUCACGGAAAUAAAUUGAAAGACGUAGAUGCAGUCAACAUGUCAACACACCUGAAUGAGUUGAGUCAAUUGAGACAGAAAAUUUCUUUGAGUAAUUUUACCAACACGGUCAGUAGCCAUCACCACAGGGUGAAUAAUAACCAAAACUUCAACCACGUGAGUAACUUUGGUAAUACCAUGAAUAAGCUAGAUACAUUUAACGUCCCACCUGCACAGGGGUAUAACAAUAUGCAUAAGGGGACACUGUUGAACAGCACCCUGCUCAGUAGUGCACUUAAUAGCAACGGCAUGACCAUGUCAGGAAUGAACCUCUCCAGUGGGGGAAACCUGCACACCUAUGGAAAACACACCAUGAAUAACCCAUCAAGUGGGAAUGUCCUUGGAAUGAACCAGAGAGGGGGAGUAAGCCAUUUCGCCACGAUGGGCCAUGACGUUGGGAUGGCACACACGGCCAACCAGGGUAACAUGGGGAACGCUCACAUCGCAUCUAUCCCCAUGGCCAAUGCGCCGAGCGGUGGAAAUCUGAUGGGGGUGGUGAAUUCCCACAAGGGAAUAACUGAGGGACCCAUAAAAGGCAGGGGAAACCUAAUCAAUUACGGAUACGUGCACAGCAAGGGGAAGGUGGGUGAGGUCAUUGGUAUGGGAGCGGAUGGGGCAAAGGGAGGGAUGCUUAACGAGGCGAACUCCAAUUAUAACGGUAUGAAUUUAUUUGGUGGAGGAGUCCCUCAUGCUAGCGGCUUGCAUUAUGUAAGCACUAUGGGUGCACAGAGUACCUACCCGCGGGGGCCCAUAAAUUUGAAAAACAAUACUGACAAGGUAGACAUGCAGAGAGAAGGGACCGUGUUAAAAGGGGGUGUGCUUGACGGAAGUAACGCACUCACCCAUGCCUCCAAUCAGUGCACCGUGAACCAAAGUGCCCCAAACAACAACGUCAUCAGCACAGACAAUUAUGCGAACCUUCUGAAGCAUUUGUGUACUCCCAUUAAGAAUAGACUUGCGAGCAACAGCACAGAUAAAUUGAACAGUGUUAAUAUUGGUGAGUACUCUAACCAGGAGGGAAGGUUCCCCGGGGAAAGCAUGAAGGAGGGUAUCAAGGAGAGUAGCAUUUCGAGGGUUCAUGAGAACGCAGCGGCGGGGGGAGAUAUGUUGUUCGUGGGUAGUGGGGCCUUCAAGGGAAAUGCAAGUGAGGGAAAAGCGCAGGAAAAUAUCAACAUGGGGAAUAUCCCCGGUGCACUCGAUUUUGGUGGAGACGGCGACAUUGUGCGUAAGGAUCCCUUGGAAAACACCACCCAUAUCGGUAACGCCACCGCUAAUGUAGGAGGGGGCGCUCCCAGCUGGGGUCAUGUGUACGACUUGAAAAAGAUGAAUCGGUUCGCCGAGAAAAAACGGAGGGACGAGGAGGAAGCGGAGGCUGGAUGUACUAACAUAAGCGGUAACGGCGAGGAUCAGCAGGAUCGCCGGGCCCACACCCACGGUGACAACCAGAACAUCCAUGACCGCAGUGACGUCCGCAACGACGUCCGCAACGAGGGGAGGAACAAGCCGAUCAGAAGCAACAAGACAAAGACCAAGGCCUUCUUCUACAUCAACCCCAAGUACAUCAUCGAGCCCUUGAAGAGAAAAAUUUAUCAAACCAUGUCCCUCUAUAUUGAAAAUUUAAUAAGUGACGUUCAAGUCAGUGAAAAUAAAAACCGAGGGGAAAUAUUAGCUGACCUCCACAACACCCCCUGGUUCUGCAUGGUAUUCGAUUUCGAUGGCAUUAGCAAAUUACUUAACGUUUUUAAUAAAUAUUUAAUUUACUCGGACUCGCUAAUCAUACCUGAUAUGCUGAUCGGGAAGAGGUUGGAAGAGGAAAGCGCUUCCAGUGUACUCGCGUGUCACGCGAAUGGGGGAAGCGACCCCAAUGGAGAAAAUAAGUCAAACAGGGAGCCCAAUGUAGACCACACACAGCAGGGGAAGGGGCAGGAGCAGGGACAGUUCCAUCACUACUUCAAAAAAAGUGACAAGCUGGAUUUCAUAAAUAAAAAAAUAAAUGAAUAUGAACAUAGCAUAAUCGAAAGUGCAGAAAAACUUUCAUACCUGAAAGAGUUAUGUACAUCUGUAAAAGGACAAGUGGAUACAAAGAAAAAAAAACUUCUUCUCCUCAUGGAGACAGCCAAGCUGAAACUGUUUGCAUACAAGAGCAAAGAACUUCAAACCAUUAUAGACAUUGAAAAGAAAGGUAAUGGACUGGCCCCCGAGGAACAGGAACAGAUUAACCUAACGAACGAAUACUACGACAUGUUCACAAAAAUUAAUGAAGGAUUAAAUUUUUUAAAAAAAUAUUCCAAUGUCGUAAUUUCCACGCAGAGUAUGCAUGAUGAGAUUACUCAAGAUGAGGAACACAAAAACUUGUGCCAGUCUUCUGUCUCCACCGACGAUUUAAGCUUCGAAAAUAAUGUGAAUGGCGAUGAGGAGGAAGAGGAUGAGGACCACGAUGAGGAGGACGAUGACGAGGAUGAUGAAGACGAUAAGGAGGAGGAAGGAGCAGACGAGGGAGGUGUCCAUCAGGAUGCUAACCAACACGGGGGUGAAGGAAACUACCAACGGAAUGAUCACACAGCUGGGUACGCACAUGAUCAUAUUAGCAACAUGCACAUGUCCCCAGGGAAACGAAAGAAAAGAAGAAAAAAAAGAAACGGCCACGAGGCCCUCCUGCACAGGAAGAAUCUACCCCACGACGAGCUCGACGAUAAAGCGGACAAGGAAGUGAGCAAGAAGCGGAAGACUGUGAACCAGAUUAAAAACCUGCAAUGGGAAAAGGAGGACAACGAGGAGUGGGUCGACGAAUUUUUGGAGGACUUUUAA